GAGAGAGAGAGAGAGAGAGAGAGAGAGGGCGGUCUAACUUUGCGGCGGCGAAAACAUUUGAGUCGACUCACAAGGUAAACGGGUUAUUGGGUAGAGACCUUCGUAUUUAAAGAGGAGAGAGAGAGAGAGAGAGAGAGAUAAAGAGAUAAAGAGAGAGAGAGCGAAAAGGGGAGAGAGAGAGAGAGAUUAGGAGCGCGUGACGGCGCUGUCUCCUCGCGCAGCGGAGACCUGUUCGUCAGAAGUGACUGGCUAUUUCUUCAAAUGAGAAAGUCUGAGAAACCCGGAGACAAAGCCAUCAUGUGCAGGCGGGGACAGGCGAGUGUUCGCGUCUUCCACACAAUAUUUGGACUGUCAAGAAGUCAACGGUCUGACAGUGCUGCGUUCUGACUGAUAUAACCAAAUUGACUGGCGACAAAUCACAGAGGAGCCUUUCUCCCGCUCUUUGCUCUUUCAUCUAUAAAAUACCCAGAAGCUCCUCCUGCUCACUUUUUAUCCCCUGUGGCUAUGGAGAACCUCAGUGAGCUCCAGAACCCGUUGUUGGACAAAAACAGUAAGCAUAUGGUCAACGGUUAUGGGGGGGACUUCCAUAAUAACCAGUACCAGGAAAACAUUAUGAAUUAUUUGGCUGGAGGAGGAGGUGGAGGAGGUGGUGGUGGAGGUGGAGAAGGAGGAGAAGGAGGAGGAGGAGGAGGAGGAGGUAAAGUAAAUAACAGCACUGUUGCGAGCAGCGGAGGUUACAGCACCAACGGGAAGGUGAAAGCCCAGCAACUUUUGGACGCCACCUCGCUGCAUCUGGCCGUAGAGGCCUUCUACAGGCCCAACUUCAUCCUUUACAAAGAGGACAGCGGCAGCAUCAAGGCUAAGGAAUACAAAAGUGAGUGCUGCGAGACCACGUUCACCGAGAAGAAGGCCAAGGAGGCGUCCAUCAGCGUAGGGGCGGACACACCUGGCACAGAGGAUCCUCAGACGAAGCUGAUGGAGGACGGCGAAAACAUCAAGAUUCAGACGGUUUCCUACGAGGUAGAGGAGGAGGAGUACGUGGAGUACGAGACAGACUGCUCCAGUGACAGCGAGAGUGAGGACAACUUCAUUGUCGUCCCUCCGCGAGAUCACCUCGGCCUGGCCAUCUUCUCCAUGCUCUGCUGCUUCUGGCCUCUGGGGAUUGCAGCCUUUUACUUCUCACAGGGGACCACCAAGGCGGUGAACAAAGGUGACUUCCCCCUGGCCAACAUCGCCUCCCGACGGGCUUUGUUCCUGGCUGCCCUCUCCAUCACUAUAGGCACUGGUGUGUAUGUGGGUGUGGUGGUAGCUCUCAUUGCCUACCUUUCUAAACCAGGACACAUAUAGCAGCCACAGCUUCCCUCCACACACCUCCAGGGAGCCCAGGAGAAGCGCAACACCUCUGGGGAACAGCAUUACCCCUGCAGACUUCAAAGAAAGUUUUUCGGGGAUGUACAGUUUUACCCCAUCCUCCUCCUCCUCCUCUUCCUCCUCCACCUUCCUCCGUUACCUGCCCUUUUUCCCCACAGGCCCUCCAUCCGCCAAGAUUAGCCCCAAUGUCUGGAUAGAGGUCAAGAUGGAGGGUGAGAAGAGGAGGAUUGGGGAUAAUCUUAAGUUUUCUAGGGAGAGGGUUUGAGUAUCAGAAGUAUGUUGGAGCCCAGUUUGCAUCCCACUUACUUAAGCCUCUGUUGGCUUCGUCCACUUUUGGCUGGUUUUUAUCUUUUAAGACCCCACAGAAACACUGAAGCGAAAUGACUAUACAAUAGCUCCUUGGACUUGAGUGACUAUUAGAAAAAUGGAGCCCGAGGACAGUUGAAACACACACAUCAUAAAUCUUAAACCAAGUUAUUGUUAUCGGAGCUGGUGGAAAGAUCAGAGCGAUUCUGUGGAGGACUGUCACGUGCCAACUCAUCAACUCCAAAUACUAGGACUCUGAUUGGUUCUGGAUGAAAAAAUGUGGAGAACAAAAACACUUUCUCAGUUUCUAAAAUCAAGACUAAGGAGGGUUCUCAGUUCUUGAGAAAAGGAGAAAAAACAGCACCACUGAUAGUAGUUUUGGGAACGGAGGCGAGAAGAAGACGGCAUGAGUUACACGAAUCUCACUGGAGCCUGAGUCCUGUAUUUUACCCCAAAGACAAUGUGCAACCAUUAAAGAUGCGCCGCGACAUCAAACAAAAAGUUUGUGCCAGAUAUAGUUUGCCAACAUACAUGCAAAUGUGCUCUGCUUUUUCCUCUGUUUGUCCUUUUAUGUUGUAACUGCUGUAUUAAGUCACCUUGAUCACUCUGAGAAAGUAAGGCACUGACGGUGAGGUUGGCCAUAACGGGAGCUGUGCCCAAAUAAAAAAUAAAGAUAAAGAAAUCCUGAUGGUGUCACUAAGAGCUGGGCCUUACAUAUCGUGCAGGGCUGCACAUACAAACAAAGUGUUGCAAUUUCCGAAUGUAGCUGUAAACACUUACUUUUCUGCAUGUCUCUACCUAUGCCAGCACAAGACCACUCCACACGACUGAGUAGAUUUAGAGCCUUUUUGUCGGAUCAUUAAAAAAAAGAAAGAAAAAAAGAAAGAAGCUUAAACUUUAAAUUGUUCUGUGAAGAGGCUCGUUCUUUGUGCAAUACUUAAACCAACAUUUCUCCAUUUAGCUAUUUAAACAAAGAGCGUUUCAUGGAAAUAUAGCAUUGAGACAUUGUGAGUUUGUUUUCGAGAAUUCAUCUUCAGCUGAAAAGAACAGAAGCACCAAGACCACCGAUUAAGUUUAUAACGAAGGGCUUAUUAAUUAUUGAAACUUUGGUUUUGUUUUAUUUUCCCUUUAUUGUAUGUUACACACUUAACUUGAGAUGAGGUGACAUUACACAGUUGGUUUUCCCUGCACAGGUCGCGCAUUAGUCAUACCUGACAUUUAUGGUGCACAAUUAGUUCCCGGUAAUGGCUUCUUUUUUCUGAGGGAAAUGUGUGUGUGUGUGUGUGUGUACUCUCUGGAGCUUAGCCCUAAAAUAGCACAACAACAUUCAUUUCACUAAUAAGCCACUUUUGGCAUCACUGGUUUCUGUCAGACCCUACACGUAAACAAUCCAUUUAGGCAACCUCGACUCUUAAGAACAUUUUAAAACAAACAAUGGAAAGUCAGUUCAGUUGUGCUAAUGAAGACUGAAUGUUGCCCAUAUUCUUCACACUGGGAAGAGCUUCCUAUGUUUGCUUUGCUUUACAGGACUGGAAGCUACUGUAUGAAUGUUUGGGUCGUCUGAAAAAGUAAUUAACUGAACACUGAUUGGUUUGUUUGCAUGGAGCCCGAUGACUUCUGACCUCUUCUGAACACGCGUGGCCCUAUGAUAAUUUAUGAGCAGCUGAUUCCAGGUCAGUGUAUGCACACAGACACACGCCACGGCCGUCACUGUAACUAUACUGAAGUGUUUGCUUUCAUUUCUUAGGGGAAACUUUUCCUGCUGACAAUGAUGAACUUGUUUUGUGUUCUGUAGCGUGUCAUUAAGCUGAUGUGUUUUUAUCUGGCCUCUUUGGAAAACCUGGUGUUGUUCAGUGUGUUACAACGGUAUGUUGGUUUUCCUCCUCAUCUUAAUGAGCUGAUGUGUACACGACCACGCGACAAAGAUGUUCUGCUGAAUUCAUUCCUCAACGCCAGAGUGACCGUGCUCUCUUUGUCUUGUGCUUUUAAGCCAAAUUCAAGAAGAUGACUUUGUUUUUUUAAUUAUUCUUAUUAUUUAAUUUAUGGUUUGUGGUUUUUUUCUAUCUUGUGUGAAGGCAACAUGUACAUAAUGCAAAUAAAGACAUGAUCAAAUGUAAUGAAAAAUGAAAAAUAAAUGAGAAAGGAAGGACAGCCUUUCUAAAAAGCAAA
Messenger RNA from Solea solea (common sole), 3846 nucleotides. RefSeq names its product synapse differentiation inducing 1-like (gene syndig1l). Gene Ontology annotation, cellular component: intracellular membrane-bounded organelle; membrane. Bases 505 to 1347 code for a protein of 280 amino acids. The record is from RefSeq and is a predicted model, not a curated record. NCBI's taxonomy places the organism in Eukaryota, Metazoa, Chordata, Actinopteri, Pleuronectiformes, Soleidae. The transcript is spliced from 4 exons.